AUGAUUGCCAUCGAAAAAGCGAAUAAGCUUUCUGCACCAGAGCCGGAACACUGUCCUGGUCCAGAGAGUAACAGUGCCGGUAAAGCGGAUGCAUGUCAAGGAUGUGCUAACAAGGAUAUAUGUUCUUCUCUACCUCAUGGUCCCGAUCCCGAUAUUCCAUUGAUAAACGAAAGAUUAUCUACGGUAAAGCAUAAACUUCUUGUUCUUUCAGGAAAAGGAGGAGUCGGAAAGUCGACGUUUACCUCGAUGUUAUCGUGGGCUUUGGCUGCCGAUGAAGAGCUUGAGAUAGGGGCUAUGGAUUUAGAUAUAUGUGGGCCUUCACUACCCAAAAUGCUUGGAUGUGAAAAGGAAAGCGUACAUGAAUCCAAUUCAGGAUGGUCUCCUGUUUAUGUGGCUGAUAAUCUUGGUAUGAUGUCCAUUCAGUUCAUGCUUCCUGAUCAGGACUCGGCAGUGAUAUGGAGAGGACAGAAGAAGACUGGUUUGAUUAAACAGUUUCUAAAGGAUGUCGACUGGGGUAAUUUGGAUUAUCUCAUCAUAGAUACUCCUCCAGGAACCACUGAUGAGCAUUUGUCAGUUUCCACUUUUUUGAAGGACAGUGGAAUAGAUGGCGCCCUUGUGGUGACCACCCCUCAAGAAGUCGCUCUUUUGGAUGUGCGUAAAGAGGUUGAUUUCUGUCGGAAGGCUGGAAUAAAGGUUCUUGGCUUGGUUGAGAACAUGUCUGGUUUUGUUUGCCCUAAUUGCGGAGGGAAAUCACGAAUUUUUAAGCCAACUACUGGGGGUGGAAAAAAGUUGGCUCAAGAUCUUGGUAUCAAGUUCUUUGGCAGCGUUCCUUUAGAUCCACGUAUAGGCAAAAGCUGCGAUUCUGGUCAAUCUUUCUUGGAUCUAUAUCCGGAUUCGCCCGCUUCGGAGGCGAUUCUAGAUGUCGUCGACUCUUUAAGAGAUGAAAUAGAGGGAGCAGCAGAAUAG
This is a messenger RNA of Brettanomyces nanus, 966 nucleotides long. RefSeq names its product cytosolic Fe-S cluster assembly factor nbp35 (gene NBP35). Gene Ontology annotation, biological process: iron-sulfur cluster assembly. The transcript has a single exon. Gene Ontology annotation, molecular function: ATP binding; 4 iron, 4 sulfur cluster binding; ATP-dependent FeS chaperone activity. The record is from RefSeq and is a predicted model, not a curated record. Gene Ontology annotation, cellular component: cytosol. Lineage: Eukaryota; Fungi; Ascomycota; Pichiomycetes; Pichiales; Pichiaceae. The coding region runs from base 1 to 966 and encodes 321 amino acids.